AGCUGAUUGGUGGAUGACGCCUGCGUCCGCAUGGCAACCACAAGCUGUGUACAAGAAGCGAAGCAGAGUGCAGCCUAUGAAUAAUAAUAACAUAUAAGAGCCGCUGCUGUGUGAGGCUUAGAGGACGCUGGAAACCUGCACACUGCAGAGAAUGACUGCCGGAGGGCUGCGGAUGACAGAACAAGUGAAGCUUUAGAGCAACAGACCGUUUUGCUCAUCAGUAACAUAUUCAGCUAAGUGCUAUCCGCUUAUCCCAUAUACAAGCAUGACGGCAGAGGAGAUCAUCAACAUCAAGGAGGCCGAGGUGAUCAAGCUGAUUCUGGACUUCCUGAACUCCAGGAAGCUGCACAUCAGCAUGCUGGCUCUGGAGAAGGAGAGCGGGGUCAUUAAUGGGCUCUAUUCAGAUGAUAUGCUUUUCCUCCGGCAACUCAUUCUGGAUGGGCAGUGGGAGGAGGUGAUGCAGUUCAUUCAACCCUUAGAAGGAAUGGAUAAGUUUGACAAGAAAAGAUUCCGUUAUAUCAUCCUAAAGCAGAGAUUUCUGGAAGCUCUGUGUGUGAAUAACGCCAUAUCAGCUACAGAGGAUACACAUAAUCUGGAGUUUACCAUGCAGGAGGCUGUGAAGUGUCUCCACAGUCUGGAGGAGUUUUGCCCGACCAAAGAUGACUAUAGCAAGUUGUGUCUCCUCCUCACUCUGCCUCGCCUCACCCACCACGCUGAGUUCAAAGACUGGAAUCCGAGCACGGCCCGCGUCCAUUGCUUCGAGGAGGCCUGUGCUAUGGUGGCCGAGUUCAUCCCUGCUGACAGGAAGCUGAGCGAGGCAGGCUUUAGAGCAAGUGGGAACCGUCUCUUCCAGCUGCUCAUCAAAGGGAUCCUUUAUGAGUGCUGUGUAGAGUUCUGCCAGAGCAAAGCAACAGGUGAAGAGAUCAGAGAAGGGGAGGUGUUGCUCGGCGUGGACUUACUUUGUGGGAAUGGAUGCGAUGAGCUGGAUCUGUCACUCCUAUCCUGGCUGCAGAACCUCUCCUCUGGUGCUUUCACUUGCGCCUUUGAACAGAAGACGCUCAACAUUCACGUGGAGCGCUUAGUGAAACCCAGCAAGGCUGGACACGCGGACCUCCUUACUCCUCUAAUCGACCGCCUCUCUCCCCGCCCCACCUCGCCCUGUCGUCACAGACCUCAUUCAGCAGAUACCUACAUGUCAAGGUCCCUCAACCCAGCUCUAGAUGGUUUGUCCCAUGGACUGGCAGCACAGGACAAAAGAGGCAUGGAAACCAGUGUGAAAUCUACACUCAGUCGGAGUCUAGUUGAAAAUAAUGUGCAUCAGCAGGAUGACUCCCCAGAGAGGAAGUACUCACAGGUGAUGGAUGGACCACACAACACACGCACCCCUCUGACUCCAGGGAAAGAUGGCGGCCCACCAUGCAGCACAGACAUACUGGAGCGCCGUGACUCCGCAGAGCACAUCCAGGAGUACUACAAGCAGCGCCUCCGUGUGCAGCAGCACCUGGAACACAAGCAGCAGCAGAGGCAGCUCUAUCAGCAGAUGCUGCUGGAGGGAGGCGUGAAGCAGCAGGAUGGAGCCCAACACAACCUCACUGAGACUUUUCUCAGCAGAUCCAUUCAGCGGUUGGAGGAGAUGAAUGUGGGAAUCGAUCCCAAAGGAGAUGAAGUGAUGGCGCAUCUGGGUCAGCAAUGGAAUGGGUUAACAACUAACAGCAGCACCUCCAACAUCCACAACACAGAUAAGGGACCUGUGAGGAGCCAGUCAGGUGGGGGGAGCAGUGGCACCCAGUUAGACUCUGGGAAUCAUGGUCCUCUUUCCCUCAGUGAGUCACCAGUACCUGUCAGUCGCAGUGCUGAAAGAAUCAGAGCUUCUCCUGCAUCAGUCCAAGAUGAUCCUGGGAGCUCCACCAUUAGAAACACACAUGAGAAUGUGAAGUCAAAAAGCCACUUUGUAAGAGUGAGUCAGCUAGAGGACACCCAGGCGGUGCGAGCCGUGGCCUUUCAUCCAUCAGGAGCUCUCUAUGCGGUCGGCUCUAACUCCAAAACCCUGAGAGUCUGUGCCUAUCCAGAAACACUGACCAGCAGUGGUUCAGGUGUUGCCAAACAGCCCUCGGUGCGUUUCAGACGAAACAAACAUCAUAAAGGCUCAAUCUACUGCGUGGCUUGGAGCCACUGUGGACAGCUGCUGGCCACCGGUUCCAAUGAUAAAUAUGUGAAGGUUUUGCCUUUUAACGCAGACAGCUGCAAUGCUACAGGUCCAGACCUGGAGUUUAGCAUGCAUGAUGGUACCAUACGAGACCUGGCUUUCAUGGAGGGUCCUGAGAGCGGGGGGUCCAUCUUGAUCAGUGCCGGUGCUGGAGACUGUAACAUAUACACAACAGAUUGUCAGAGAGGGCAAGGCCUUCAUGCACUGAGUGGACACACAGGGCACGUUCUGACUGUGUACACAUGGGGAGGUUGGAUGAUAGCCUCGGGCUCCCAGGAUAAAACGGUCCGGUUCUGGGACCUCCGUGUGCCCAGCUGUGUUCGGGUGGUUGGAACGACUCUACAUGGAUCAGGGAGUGCUGUAGCUUCGGUGGCGGUGGACCCAAGCGGCCGCCUGCUGGCCACCGGUCAGGAGGACAGCACCUGCAUGUUGUACGACAUCCGAGGCGGACGCAUAGUUCAGACCUUCCGCCCCCACAGCAGCGACAUUCGCUCUGUGCGCUUCUCGCCUGGAGCCCAUCAUCUCCUCACCGGUUCCUACGACAACAAAAUCAUCAUCAGCGACCUUCAAGGUGACCUGACCAAGCCGCUGCCUCAGACGCUGGCCGGGGAACACUGGGAUAAGGUGAUUCAGUGCAGGUGGCACCCACACGACCGAACGUUCCUGUCCUCAUCAGCCGAUCGAACUGUCGUCCUCUGGGCUCGGAGCUCCUGAUGAUCUCAAGAAAUGAGCCAUCACCAAGGACAGAGCUGUAGUCUUCACAAACACACAGUGUCCACAUACACCCGGUCUAGGCUGUUUAAUGUGAUGCUGUAGAACAACCUAUACUGUAGUGAUAGUGUGAGGAGUUGAUGCAUUCUGAAGGCAGCAUAGACUGAAUGCUAUCUGUAUGUGCAUCUGUGCAAGUAUUCCUUGUUGGGCACUCUAAAGUCUGUGUAAUUGAGUUUAAACGUCAACUGUUACUAAAGGUGGACCUAAAAGUUUUUUUGAUGAUCAAAAAAAACAAAAAAACAACACAGAAGUAUAUUUGAACUUGUUAUUUAGGUUUAACGUGACUCCUAAGGCCCCUAAAAUACCUUCUGUGUUUGCUUGUUACAUUGUUGUACUGAUAUAAAAAGGUUGGAUUAAAGUAAACAAAACAAAACAGAGUUCACUUCAA
Messenger RNA from Cyprinodon tularosa, 3365 nucleotides. Its product is annotated as WD repeat-containing protein 47-like. Bases 266 to 2920 code for a protein of 884 amino acids. NCBI's taxonomy places the organism in Eukaryota, Metazoa, Chordata, Actinopteri, Cyprinodontiformes, Cyprinodontidae. Gene Ontology annotation, molecular function: protein binding. The record is from RefSeq and is a predicted model, not a curated record. The transcript is spliced from 17 exons.